UGCCUGUCUCCUGCUCGUGUUGUUUACCACUGACGGAGCUCCUCACCAUCAUGGCCACCAUCACCCUCGGUCUGGGCGCUGCUGGUGCCGUCGCUGCCGGAGCGGCGGUAGCUGGUUUGGCUGGCGCCGUGACUUUGGCGGGGCUGGCGCUGGCUGGACGGCGGCGAGGAAGAGGACGACGAUUCCGUGGGGGUCGUCGUCGCUUCGGUCGCGCCGUUGCUGAAGAGUCGGCUGCCGUGGAGCGUAUCAUGGCCUUGAUUCGUGAGGAGGACGACAGCGGGUGUGCGCGGCGCAUGGUCUGCGAGCUGGGACGCCGCGCACAGGAAACACUGAGCGAGGAGGAGAAAGACAUCCUGGACCUCGUGGGGCCCGGCGUGCCCCCAGGUCAGGGCGUGCUGCCAGAGGGCGCCUCGUGGGAAUACCGCGCCGUCCGUGGUCUGGGUGAGGCGGGGGGAAACUGUGGCCACGCCUUCCCCACAUGUACCCUUGGCGGGGCCCAGCUCAUGAGUGCUGUCACUGCAUAUCUGCCCUGAUGCACGCACACACACACACACACACACACACACACACACUCUCUCUCUCUCUCUCUCUCUCUCUCUCUCUCUCUCUCUCUCUCUCUCUCUCUCUCUCUCUCUCUCUCUCUCUCUCUCUCUAAUUAUCUUAUCAUUUCAUGCAUAAAAAUCAAAACAAAUCAAAAUAGCUUCUCAUAGUAAUUUUCUGUACUUUUUUUUAUUUCAUUAGAUAAUUUUUUAUACGUUUUUGUACAAACACUGAAUCGAGAAAACAAACGAAUAAAUAUUACUCGAAUGCCAUUAUAA
Molecule: messenger RNA, 818 nt
Organism: Portunus trituberculatus (swimming crab)
Lineage: Eukaryota; Metazoa; Arthropoda; Malacostraca; Decapoda; Portunidae
Exons: 3
Coding region: 51-533 (160 amino acids)
Source: RefSeq, a predicted model, not a curated record